GCCGUCAACACUCGACGCACAGCGAUCCAACGCUGAGAAGAAGAAGACCUUGAUUUGCCAUUUGGCCCUCCGCAAUCUCAUCCACGACCAGACCUUGCCACCAUGAGAUCCCUCGAACAGCCCAUCCGCCCUUUCCCCGUCUUGGACGACACCAGGCCCGACGAUAUGUCCCUCCCGGCCUUCAUGGUAUCCACCACACGCGGUUUCCUCCCCCGCAUGGACCCCAUCGUGGCCCUCCCGCCCGAGUUCGAGGCGCUCGAGUCCAUCCUGCAGCGCAUGCCAGUCAAGACUCUGGUGGGCGAACCUGGCCUUCUCGCCGUCGGCAAGUUGGGCGAGACGGUCACCACCGAGCUACCCGACCUGACCGAUGCCGUCGACAAGUACAGGGCCAACCUGCCGCUGAUGAACGCCCUCUACCGGGACUACUCGUUUCUUGCGUCAGCCUACCUGCUGGAGCCGUGCCAUGAGCGGUUUGUCAGGGGGGAGGGCUAUGGCCUGGCCAGGGACGUGCUGCCGGCCAACAUUGCCCGGCCUAUUGCCAAGUGUGCUGAUCUCUGCGGUUUUAAACCCUUCAUGGAGUACGCCGGCUCAUACGCCCUCUUCAACUACCGUCUCGUCGACCCGUCCGCCGGCCUCGCCUCGUCCAACCUGCGCCUGAUCCGCGCCUUUGAGCACGGCCUGGACCCCACCUCGUCCGAGGCAGGCUUCGUGCUCGUCCACAUCGAGAUGGUCAAGCACUCGGGUCCGCUCGUCGCUGGCGCCGUGGCUUGCAUCGAAGCCUGCGCCUCGAGCCUGACACCGUCCGCCUUGCCAGAGUCUCCCCCGCCGCGUCAGGCCCUCAAUGCCGCCCUGUCCACCGUCCUCUCCUCCCUUCAAAAGAUCAACGCUACCAUGGAAACCAUGUGGUCCCGCUCCCGCCCGACCGAGUACACCUCCUUCCGAACCUUUAUCUUUGGUAUUACCUCGCAAAGCAUGUUCCCCAACGGCGUCCUCUACGAAGGCGUACCGAACCUCUCCCCCAACAAUCGCGCCUCCUUCCGCGGCGAGUCCGGCGCCAACGACUCGAUGAUCCCGCUCGUCGACAACCUCCUGUCCAUCCCCAUGCCGACCACGCCCCUAACCGAGAUUCUCCAAGACUUCCGCAGCUACCGGCCGGGGGAGCAUCGGCGGUUCCUGGAGUGGGUCAAGAGCGCGGGCGUGAGCGCGGGGCUGAAGGACUGGGCUCUGGCCUUGGCUCAUGAUCCUCCUAGUUUUACUCCCGUUGACGGUACUGAGAAGAACGAUGAGGAGGAUGAACAAGCCAAAACAGAGACGAGGGCGCUCUGGAUCAAGGUGCUGGACCAGGUGCGGGAUUUCCGCUGGCGGCACUGGUGCUUUGCGCGCGAGUACAUUCUCAAGCGGACGAGCCAUCCCACGGCGACGGGCGGCAGUCCGAUCGUGACGUGGCUGCCGAACCAGCUGGCGGCCGUCAUGGACGAGAUGGUGCGGGUGUAUGAGGCUGUCGGCGGCGGGCUGGGGCAGGAGGUGGAGGGGAUCAUGGACCUGGUGGGCAGGCAGAGGGACAUGCUGCGCAAGGAGGUGCGUAAGUUCUGCGAGGAGCGCGGGGUGACGGGCGAUGGGGUGUAGAUUAUUAGGGUACUGUCUCUCCGGGGAGGUUGUCCAUGGGCUAUCCCGCGCUGGUAUUUCGAAU
Molecule: messenger RNA, 1690 nt
Organism: Parathielavia appendiculata
Lineage: Eukaryota; Fungi; Ascomycota; Sordariomycetes; Sordariales; Chaetomiaceae
Exons: 3
Coding region: 103-1626 (507 amino acids)
Molecular function (GO): heme binding; metal ion binding
Source: RefSeq, a predicted model, not a curated record